UCCUCCUCUGGCGCAAGGGCGGCUGUGUGUGGCAUGGCUCUGGGCGGCCGGUGAGGGAAGGGCAGGGCCAGACUCGGGGCCUCAUUCCUCAAGGGCCACGGCCCUCCUCUUCCUCAGUCAUGGCUGCCAACAUGUACCGCGUCGGAGAUUAUGUCUACUUUGAAAACUCUUCAAGUAACCCAUAUUUGAUACGCAGAAUAGAAGAACUAAAUAAGACAGCCAAUGGAAAUGUAGAAGCAAAGGUGGUGUGUUUCUAUAGACGAAGGGACAUCUCAAGCACACUAAUUGUACUGGCUGACAAACAUGCAAGAGAAAUGGAAGAAGAGAUGGAAAACCCAGAAAUGAUGGAUCUACCAGAGAAACAGAAACACCAGCUGCGUCAUCGCGAACUGUUUCUCUCACGGCAAUUGGAAUCCCUACCAGCCACGCAUAUUCGAGGCAAAUGCAGUGUUACUCUGUUAAAUGAGACAGAAUCCCUUAAAUCCUAUCUGGAACGUGAGGACUUCUUUUUUUAUUCACUGGUAUAUGACCCACAGCAGAAAACACUUUUGGCUGAUAAAGGAGAGAUUAGAGUUGGGAACAGAUUCCAGGCUGAUAUAACAGACUUCCUGAAAGAAGGUGAAGAUGAUGGCAGAGAUCAGUCAAAGCUUGAAACAAAAGUUUGGGAAGCGUUUAAUCCACUAAUAGACAAACAAAUAGACCAGUUUCUUGUAGUGGCACGCUCUGUUGGUACAUUUGCUCGCGCUCUAGAUUGCAGUAGUUCUGUUCGACAGCCAAGCUUACAUAUGAGUGCUGCAGCAGCCUCUAGGGACAUCACAUUGUUCCACGCCAUGGAUACUUUGCACAAAAAUGUCUAUGACAUUUCCAAGGCAAUCUCUGCCCUUGUACCACAGGGUGGGCCUGUUUUGUGCAGGGAUGAGAUGGAAGAAUGGUCUGCUUCAGAGGCAAAUCUCUUUGAAGAAGCCCUUGAAAAAUAUGGAAAAGAUUUCACUGAUAUUCAGCAAGAUUUUCUUCCAUGGAAAUCUCUAACCAGCAUAAUUGAGUAUUACUAUAUGUGGAAAACAACAGAUCGUUAUGUUCAACAGAAACGGUUGAAAGCUGCAGAAGCAGAAAGCAAACUAAAGCAAGUAUAUAUCCCUAAUUAUAACAAGCCAAAUCCCAACCAGAUAAGUGUAAACAGCGUCAAGCCAGGAGUGGUAAAUGGUGCAGGAGUUCAGGCACAGAACGUGGCAAUAGGACGAGCAUGUGAAAGCUGCUAUAUGACCCAAUCUCACCAGUGGUAUUCUUGGGGCCCUCCUAACAUGCAGUGUCGGCUUUGUACAUCUUGCUGGACAUACUGGAAGAAAUAUGGUGGCUUGAAAAUGCCAACUCGGCUAGAUGGAGAGCGGCCAGGGCCAAAUCGGAACAACUUGAGUCCUCACAGUGCACCCAUAAGAAACAACGGGAGCCCAAAGUUUGCCAUGAAAACACGGCAAGCUUUCUAUCUACACGCAACAAAGCUGACCCGACUUGCCAGACGAUUAUGUAGGGACAUCUUGCGUCCAUGGCAUGCAGCACGACACCCUCACACGCCUAUCAACAGUGCAGCAAUCAAAGCAGAAUGUGCAGCGCGAUUACCAGAUUCUUCAGAAAAUUUGUUGUUACUAAAGCAAGUUGUUAGAAAACCUUUAGAAGCAGUACUUCGGUAUCUAGAGUCUCAUCCUUGCCCUCUGAACCUGUCCUGCAAGAGUUUGUCUGGCUCCCUCAACAGUGUGUCUUGUACUAGUUUGCUCCAGUGAUUAAAUGGAUCACCAACUAUUUUGGGGAAGAGAAGCUAUGAGCAGCACAAUGGGAUAGAUGGCAACAUGAAGAAGCGCCUUUUGAUGCCUAGUAAGGGUCUGCCUAACCACGGACAAACCAGACAAAUGGGACCAAAUCGAAACUUGCUGCUCAAUGGGAAAUCAUACCCAACAAAAGUCCGGUUAAUCCGUGGUGGAAUCAUGUUUCCAGUGAAAAGGAGGAGGAUGAACUGGAUUGACGCUCCUGAUGAUGUUUUCUACAUGGCCACUGAGGAAACCAGGAGAAUUCGUAAGUUUCUUCCCUCUUCAGAAGCCAGGCGAGCUGCAAGACGCCCAUACAAGACUAUUGUUCUCCAGCCCCUACAGGGCCUGCAUCUACCCCAGCCUGUGAAUGAUGAACCAAUCAUCAUUGAGGACUGAAACAAACUGACUGAUCUAUGAUAGACUGGUGGAUUUCCCAGAGGACCUUUCUCAGCCACAUCCUGCCAUAUACCCUUCUGGAGGUUCUGUGGCUAGGGUUGAAUCCACUGCACACGAGGAAGAACAGAACUACAUUUCUUUGACUCUUGAAAGGAAUUUGGACCUGUUCUGGUUCUUGAUGGCCAGAUUGCACAUCGGUGUGCUUUCCCCUUUUUUAAAAAAGAAAGACAUUUUGGUAGCAGAUUUUUUUUUCUUUGCUUCUAGCUUAUUCUGCUCCUUUUGUAAGCAAGUGGAAAGCAAAGUAAAUUUAACUUAUUGAGAAAAGUGGAGGCUAGUUAGCAUACUCUGUUUUCAUAAAGGGAAAUCCAGAUGGCUUCAUUUUAUGCCUGAGCUUUUAUUGUUCAGAUGUUUUAUGAGAACGUUGUAAGUGUGUGUGUGUGUGUGUGUUUGUCAAGAGUACCAUUUUUAAAUUCCAUUUACAUUAUUUCUUUGUAGUUAAAGUGCCAAUGUGUAUCUGUAAUAUCUGGAAAUAUAGAACCUGAAAACUUA
This is a messenger RNA of Sceloporus undulatus (fence lizard), 2747 nucleotides long. RefSeq names its product metastasis-associated protein MTA1-like. Gene Ontology annotation, molecular function: sequence-specific DNA binding; transcription corepressor activity; chromatin binding. The record is from RefSeq and is a predicted model, not a curated record. Lineage: Eukaryota; Metazoa; Chordata; Lepidosauria; Squamata; Phrynosomatidae. Gene Ontology annotation, biological process: response to ionizing radiation; double-strand break repair; negative regulation of transcription by RNA polymerase II. Gene Ontology annotation, cellular component: NuRD complex; nucleoplasm.